Messenger RNA from Paramuricea clavata, 18739 nucleotides. Lineage: Eukaryota; Metazoa; Cnidaria; Anthozoa; Malacalcyonacea; Plexauridae. The record is from the annotation of a GenBank genome assembly.
UAUCUAUUUCAAUGUAACUAUAAAUGUCAACAUCUCACACCACUCCCCCUUUAAAAGUAUUAUGUGUAUCUUUUUGGAGGUCUUCGAAUUCUUUCUGGAUAUCUUCUCUCUGGUUGCAUUUCCUCUUCUCUGCUGUCAGAUUCACUGUCCUCACUGGUACCCAGUACUGAGUGUCCGACCCCAUUCUUUUUUUGGGGUUCCUUGACUUCGGUUUCUUGACAGGUCGAAUCUGAUAAGGUUUAAGGUAAUUGUAAUGGACAAUUUCUUCUUUAGUUCCAUUAUUCCUUCUCACUACAUAAGAUGUUUUGGUUACGGACGUGGGCUUUACCACGACAUAGGGUCCCGUCCACCGAUCUGCAAAUGUUUUUGCCCGUAAAUUUCUUUUCCAAACUUGUUGACCCACCCCCAACGAUUUAAAAGAAGUUUUUCUGUUGUACCGUUCUCUGCGUUUUCCCGCUAACUUGGCAUCGGACUCUUGUGCUUUUUGGAAUACCUCACUAACAGUCUCGCGCAGUCGUUCCGUUUUCUCUCUAACCGCUGCUGGUGAUAUCUUCUCUGUUAUAAUUUCGAAUUUUGAUCGCGGGUGCUCCUUGAAAACCAGUUCGUACGGCGAAACUCCUUUACUUGUAUGAACUGCUGUGUUGUAUGCUAGUUGUACGUCCGGUAGGUGUUGAGACCAUCGGUUGGGAUGUUUAUCUACCAAUUUUGUGAGUGCUUCCCCCAUCGUACGAUUAAUCCGUUCUACACCCGCGUUUCCUUGUGGCCUAUAGGGUGGACUGAAAGUGUGCUCAAUGCUUUGGGUUAUGUAAAACUGUUCAAAUGUUUCGCUUAUGAAGCAAGGUCCAUUGUCAGAGUGCACUUUUUUGGUAAACCAUACCUUGAUAUCCAACCCAUGAGUGUCUUACCAACAACUUGGCUAGUUUGUCCUCGAAUUGGAUGCAUCUCUGCAUAUUUUGUACAUGGAUCUGUUAUCACAACAAUAUUGUCAAAUCCCUCUUUUGUUCUCGGUAAUGGACCCUUGAGAUCCACUUCUAUCAACGCAAAUGGUUUCUCUUCUUUUGGUCGUUGAUGAGUGGGUGCUUUUCUAUGUCCCUGGGCAAGAGUAACAGCACAGCGUUGGCACGUUUUUGCAUAGUUCUCUACUUCUGUUUUCAUCUUUGGCCACCAAUAAUGAGGUUCAAUUCUUGCAAGCAUUGUAUCUGCUACUUGGUGCCCUGUUUCGUCAUGAGCUAAUGAUAAUAUGGUGGGAACAAGCGAUGCUGGAAGUAACACUUGCUUCUUAUGGUCUCGUGCACGACUGAAAUAUAAUACCGGAUGUAAUUAUCCUUGUGCAUCUUCUUGUGAUAGUUCACCACCCAGACCCACUUUACUUGCAUCCGUGGUAACAACAAAGAGUCGAGUGGGGUCAGGAUGGGCUAAUAUUGGAGCUUUAACCAACUCAUGUCUGUAUUAAAUGCAUUAAGUGUAUUGAAUGCAUCAUCUUGCUCCUUACCCCAAGUGAAUGUGACAUCUUUCUCCAAAAGCCAUAUUAAUGGUCGAACAAUUGUACUAAAAUCCUUGAUAAAGUUCCGAUACCACCCAACUGCACCCAAAAACGUUUGCACCUCUUUAAGACAAGUUGGUGCAACCCAUGGACGAAUUGCCUUUACUUUAUGUUCGUCUGGCUGCACACCCUUGUUGCAAACUUUGUGUCCAAGAAAUUUCACUCUUUCAUUGCGAAAGCACAUUUCUUAGCUUUAAUUCGUAAUCCAUGCAAAUGUUUUUGGGUACUUGGCAGUUCCUGAAUUUUUCCCGCAGUUUGUUCCCUAUAAACUCUGAUUGAUUUAUCAGUAGUAUUCAGUACACAUAUGGGGAUUCUAUUUUCAUCGUUCAUCAUUUCUGCCGAAAUCUUUAUCGGGGCUGUAAGAAACCCAGUUCUCUGCUGAAAAUGUUCCGUACCUUCGUACCUUUCAUUCUUAUCUUCCAAUUUACCCCAAAUGAAUAUUUCUUCAAAUGGCUUAAUAUCACGACUUUAGCAUUUCCUGAGGGGUAUCUACUUUCGGUUGUAACAAGGGUUGGGCCCCAUCUAUUGUUGCCAAUUUUUUCUUGUGUUCAACGAUACACCCAAUUUUCCCAAAGAGUCCAGGCCCAGAAUCCCGUUCUGAACACCACUUACCACAAAAAAACUCAAUAUACAACUAUUUGUCCCUACCGUAACUGAUGUUUGAACCACACCUCUGCAUUCUGCGUGUGUCCCAUUAGCCAUCUCUACGUGACGUGUAGUUGGUUGAAUUUUCAUGUAAUGUUUGCGAUAGAUGAACCAGGCGGAAAUCGUAAUCUUAAGAUAAAUAUUAAUGCCCAGCAGAAAAUACGUAAAAGAGCCAUAACAAAAAUAUAGUUUAAAAUAUUUAUUAGAAAGCUAACGUUUCGUCCUUAACUUAAGACAUCUUCAGAGCAAUGACAUACAAAGCGGAAAACACAGAAAUAUGAAUAAAUUACAACUAUUUACAAGAUAUUAUAUUACAAAAGUAGAAAGAGGAAUGGAUCAGAGUAGAAGUAGAGGGACCGAGUUGUCUUGUCAGUUGAGAGAGGCUUUGAGUUUGUUAAUGAGAAGACUUUCUCGAAUGAGGAGUUCGUCUCGAGAAGGGCAACAAGAAAUAAUCUUAAAGUCAUUAAGAGAGGCGGAGUGACCAGUGCUAUCAAGAUGGGAAAGGAUACUAGACAUGGUCGGAUUGCUGCUUUUACUGCCUGUUGGAGGAGAAACACCCAAAUGUGCAGAUACUCGUGUGUGCAAGUGACGGACCGUUUGGCCCAAAUACGUUGCGGAACAGCAACGACACGUGAAAGAAUAGACAACACAAGAUCUUAAAAGCCUUAGGAAUUUUGCCCUUGAAGGUGAAGAGUGGAGCCAAACGUAAAGUUGGACGAAAAACGAAUCUAAUAUUAAGGUGAGGAAAAGCUGAGGAACAAAGACGGGAGAUUUGGGUGCGAAUUUGAAGAGAGUGGGCGCCAGUAUAUGGAAGGGAGAAAUAUAGGACUUUCUUAGGAGCAGAAUGAACAGCUGGUUUGGGUUGAGACACAUUUUCUCAUUUUCGUACGCAGCGAUCAAAAAGACGGGUUGGUAACAAUUCUUAUUAAGAAUCUGGCGGUAUAGUUCUAAGAACUGAGCGUGAAGGUUCUUAUAAUUGGAGCAAAGACUAAAGAAACGAUGUAUAAGAGAAGAAACUAAGCUACAUUUAUAUUGAAAAGGAAUAAAGCUACGGAAGUUGGUAAACAGACCUGUGAAGGUAGGCUUUCGAUAAACAGAAGUUUCGAAAACACCAUUCUUACGAGAAAUGCUGAUAUCAAGAAAGGGAAGUGUGGAACUAGAUUCAACUUCACUGGUGAAUUUAAUAUUAGGGUGUUGGCGAUUUAGAUAAGAGAGAAAUUGAGGUAUAUGAUCAGCAGACUGGAAAACCAAGAAGCAGUCAUCAACAUAGCGGCGGUACAAUAAUGGCUUAAAGUUGACAGGACAGUUAUUUAACCAGUUAGACUCGUGAAAAGACAUGAAUAUAUUGGCGAAUAAAGGACCUAAGGGUGACCCCAUAGCAACGCCGUCAAUCUGUUGAAACAAAACCCCAUUAAACAAAAAAGAGCAGUUUUUCACAGCAAGACCAAGAAGUUUCUUAAAUUCUAAUUGAGUCAGACCAUGAAAGCGAACAGCAUUAGAGAAUAAGUGGUUUGAAAUUAUGUCAAUGGUUUCAUCUAGAGGAAGGUUGGUAAAUACUGGAGUCACAUCAAAGCUUGCCAUGACAACGUUGUUGGAAUCGAGAUUGAGGCUGAGAAAUUCCUGGACAAACGAGCGAGUCCCAUGAUAUACGUGGCAUAUUGAAAUCUCCUGCAAGCACAAUGUUUGAGUGUUGUGAACAAACAUCACUCAUAAAGUUAUUGAACUUGUCCAACCAGCUAUGAUCUGAGUUUGGUGGACGAUAACAAGAACAAAUUAAUAAACUUGCGGUUGAAGUGGUUGUUAUUUCAGACAUGGAGAUCUCCAAAUCAUGACCAUGUUGAAUUUCCCGCACUGAUUUAAAUGAUGAAAUCUUUAUCGCUAACAGUACUCCACCAUCACGAGAUCCGCGAUCGUUCCUGAAUAUGUCAUAUCCCGAAUGCAAAAUUUCAGAGUUUUUAAUAUCCUCAUUAAGCCACGUUUCGUUGACACAAACAAUAUCGGGUAUCAUUGGUUUAGAUCCAAUUAAUAAAAAAUCAGUUUUCGCCACAUUUAAACUUAGUUUAUUGGCAAUUAACCAUUUCCUAAGGUUUUCUAAAUCAGAAUUUAUUGCAGCUUCAACAUCAUUUAUAGAUUCUCCUGCAGCUGUUAGGUUUGUAUUAUCAGCAAACAGUCGAGGUUUUGUUUUGCUUAGACACUGAGGCAAGUCAUUAAUAUAUAAUAAAAGAAUAAUGGCCCUAAAAUAGAGCUUGUGGCACGCCACACUUAAUCAACCGCUCCGAUGAAAUAGUUCCAUUAACUUGGCAUUUCUGAGUGCGAUUUAUCAAGUACGAUUUUAGUAGAGCCAAAGCAUCUCCUUUUACGCCAUUUUAGUAAAAUCUGGUGGUCGACAGUAUCAAAUGCCUUUUUAAGUCAAUUAGUACAACCACGUUAAAUAAUUUUUUUCUUUUUUUUUGUUUAAUGAAAACCGAGACGAAGUCAAGGUUUUCAUUAACAAUAAUCGCCGAGCCUGAGGCGAACAAUUGUUUCAGUAUAAUUUCAUAGGUGAUUACGCAGUUUAAAAAACACAUUUCUUCGUCAUUUAAUUGUCAAAACGGCUUCGGCCGACGGCCGCUACUUCGAACUUCGAAAAUCGCUUAGGUGAUUAUCGCUUUAUAAUCACCUCAACGGCAACGAAUCAGCGUGGAGAAUUUUCAAUAAUCACCUAUGUAGUUAUACUUAGUUUACUACUGCCGUGUACGACUCGUAUUCUGGCGUAUCCAAUCGAGUAGGCACGCGUCAAUUCGCGGUGCAUUUAAAAUUUCGCCUCAAUUCAGAUUUUUGGAAUUGUGGCAUCAAAUGAAUUUCAUACACCAGAACCCGAAUCGCACAGGGCAAAUCGCAAUGUGCAAACGCCCCUUUAGUAACAGCAAGUUAAUGGCCGGAUGAGACUUCUGCUUGUGUUACAUUUGACACAGACAGUCUUCCAAGUUCGUGAAUCGUCAACGUUGUAGCAGGAUCGUAAUGCAGACAAGUAGUAUGCUAAUAUUUCUUUCUUAAAUUGAAUAAAAGAAAGAUUAAUAAGCCUUAAAAGCUCCGGGAGAGAGUUCCAUGUUCUAGUUGUUCGAAGAAAGAAUGAUCGAUUAUAAGUUUUUGUUCUAUGUUUUCGUUGACGGAAUGAGAUUGCGUUGACAUUAGCAGAUGAUCUUGUGACUCUUACGGGAGCAAUACGUUCAGGUAAGGAAUUUUGAGAUAUCGAUACAAUGCCAGUAAUAGCUUUGAAGAAAAACAUUAAAUCUAAAUAUUCAUGCAAAUAUGAGAGGGGAAGAAGUUCUGUAGAGAUGAGUCUGUCUUUAUAGGAUACGUCACACAUGAAUGGGAGGCCUAGAAUAAACUUUGAAGUUCGGCGUUGAACACGUUCAACUCGGUUGAUGAGCUCUGGCGUAGCCCAGCGCUGGUCGUACAACUGCCAAAUACAAUGCACGGCGAAUCCUUUUAUCCGUGAUUUCCGUUGCAGAUCUACGUACGAAUCCGAGCAUUCUAUUGGCUGAGGCACAUCGAUCGAGGGUGUGUUUGGACCAUGUCAGAUUACUAGUAACCCAAACGCCAAGAUCCUUCUCCUCUGUUGAUACUGCGAGGGUUUUGUUUUUGAUGGUGUAGGGGAAUUCGGUGGUAGUCUUUUUCCUGGUAAUUCUCUGACACUUGCAUUUAUUUUGAUUAAAUACAAGUCCAGAAGAAGUCGACCACUCCUCAAGAUUAUCAAGAUCACUUUGAAUCGAGGCACCGUCUAUGUGAGAAUCAACACACUUGAAUAAUUUUGUGUCGUCAGCAAAAGAAGCUACUUUUGCAUUAUUCACUACAUUAGGUAGACGUUAACAUAAAGGAGAAAGAGUAUUGGACCCAGGAUAGAACCUCGAGGGACUCCAGACAAUACAGGUUUUUCAGAUGAUGUAGCUCCUAGAACAGUCACACGUUGCUUUCUGUUCAACAAGUAGGAGGAGAACCAACCAAGUAACCUACCAGAGAUGCCAAAGCAGUUGUAAAGUUUAUGAAUAAGAAUUUGGUGGUUAACUUUAUCAAAGGCUUUGGACAUAUCCAUGUAGAUCACGUCAGUUUGUUUCCCAGCGUCCAGUAAAGAUCCUAUAUGGUCGUGCACUUCUUUUGCAGAAUCUUCACUUUGAUUCAGGGGACUGUAUUCUAUCAAUUUAUUUCAUUGGAAAGAUUUUCUAUUUACAACGCGAUUUUAGACUUCCUCGUCUCGCUACGAUCGGAUCACAACUGAAUUUACAUAUUAGCCUUAAUCAAUAAUAGUAUUAAAUUACAAAGAAUCACUGUGACGUAUUUUAAGCAAUACUAUAUACAUAUAUUUACAUUAAGUAGCAGAAGCAAUUGCUGUACGGAAAACUGGCGGCACUGCGCUGGGAACUUACAACAACUUCCACCAGCUGGGAAGUACAAGAUUUUCCUGGAAUAAAACUAUGUUGGGAGUUGUUGAUGAAGACUACCAAGUGAUCUCGGAUGCUACGAAGAACACAGCGCUCGAGAACAUUGGAAAUUAUAGAGAGGAGAGAAAUGGGGCGGUAGUUUUCAACUUGAUCUUUUUCUGCUUUCUUGUGCACAUAUUGUCUUGACCGAAAGUUUAAAGUCAGUAUAACCAUAGCUAGGAAGUAUAACCAUAACCAUGGUUAGGAAGGCCGGCAAACUUCAAAGGCUUCCCGCUGCGAUGUUGACGGAAACAUCACGUGACCAUCGAAGGUGCAUGGAUGCGAGAAUAAAACAAAGGAGUGAAAUUUGCGAGGCGCGUUUAAUAUUCUUAUAUUUUCGGAAAUUAUGGAUGAAAUAUGUUCCAGUGACGAUGAAAUUUUUAGUAUUGAGGACAAGGAAGUGCAAUAUGAUAACGAGGAAGCGAUUGAUCCAUUUAUAAGGACAAUGGAGCUUAUUGAAGAGAAUGCUGAUGAGUUUGAUGUCGAGCUGUCUGAAGCGUUAGCCGAGGUAAAAGUCGUUAUAAUAUAUGUUUCCGAGCGUUAUAUGGGAUUUUUGGCUCAAUAUUUAAAAUCUUUGACAUUUUUUAUACAGGUAGAAGGGACCAAAAGUUUCCAGUGCGAUAAAUGCACCAAAGUUUGCAAGUCAAAAGGUGGAUUGACUAGACACCGCAGAAGUAAACAUCCGAACGGUGACGAAGCAACAUCAACCAAGGCGACAAGCAAGGUUUACAUCCCAACAGUGGACUUAGCUCUUUUGGAAACGUUCUUCAAAGAAAUUGUUGACAAAUUGCGCGAGGAGAAAUUUUAAGGGGAAACGAUUUUAACCGCCACAUCGAGUGUAAAACCAAGUAUGGAAUUUCUUGCUUUCGUCAGAAAAAUCUACAGCGAUUUUUGUCGAAAACGCAACCAAGAUGCAUUAUUAGCCACUUUCUACAAGGAGAUAUACAGUAAAUGGAAGAUUUUCUUCCCUUCAUGCAAAGAUCAGAAGGCUAUCAGUUUGGUAUUAAUCCACUUUCCUCAGAAAUUAGUUGGUCAUUACAAGCAUGCUACCAGCAAUGCUACAGGAGAAGAGGUGAUUAUUUUGAAUAGUCUAGGUUUAAAACUUAAAAUAGUAUUGUAUAUAUGCAGGACUUGAAUGAUUUGGUUUCUUGCACUUCACUUGGUGGAAUUAAUAUUAGAAUGUUAGGGUUUGUAAUCCAAGUGAUUAUACACAUUUUAAGACCUGACCAGAAACGACUGCGAAAAAUGCAGCAUAAGGUCCUCUGGUAGGAAUUGAACCUACGGCCCUGCGAUUCCAGUGCAGCGCUCUAACCAACUGAGCUACAAAGACCAGCUGUUGAGCUGUAACCGUAAGUUCAUGUAUAAAUACGUAAUCGGGUGUGCGGGUUGUGAUAAGGUGGACUUGAAUGAUUUGGUUUCUUGCACUUCACUUGGUGGAAUAAUAUUAUCAGUUGGUAAUUACCAAAUACACCCUUCUAUAAUACUGUCAGUUGGUAAUUACCAAAUACACCCUUCCGGAAAGUAUGUCACUUUGGCUAUAGAGCCUUGUUUUUGUGUAUGUCACAUUAGUAAAAGCCUAACGUCUCAAUCUUGAAAGUGAGGCUCUAUAGCCUCUAUAGCCAAGGUGACAUACUUUCCGGAAGCUUGUAUUACCCUUCACCUUUGAACAAUUUUGAUCAAAUGACACACAAGCCAUGUUUACAGUUCAUGCCUUGGCAUUGUUUUGUUUGUUAUAAUAGGAUAAUAAUACACAUAAUUUCUCUAUAUUUACAUACAUUUUUAAAACAGCUGGAUAACCAAUACAAGUCAAUGCCUUUAAUUAUACAAUGACAUUAAAAGAAUGAAAGCGCAAGGAAGUCUCGAACAAUUCAUUGUCAGAACAAUUCAUUCAAUAUUGAGCAUAAUACAGUCACAUCCUCAAUCCCAUGGUCUUUCCUUUUGUAUGAUUGUUGUAAAAUAAUCCAAGAUACUGUAGUUAAUUAGAAAUCUGCUAGUUUGGGGGAUUAUUAGCAGAUCACGUGACCAGCAUCUUUUCUUCUCUCUCCAAGAGGUAAGACCCUGGGUACGAGGUUGGAUGAAGUCACACAAAUGAUCAAAAUCCUACAACUUUUACUGUACAUGCACAGUAGACAAGUAAUUGGCUUGUCUAGUUUUCUGGAAGUCGGUUCUCUAUAAGGAUUUCCAUUCAGUGCAAAAUGCCAAUGUCAUAUCAUCGGUUGCAAAAAAAUGCACAAUUUUGACAGUUGAUAAUUCAGUAAAAACCAAUCACAAAACAUUGAUCAUGCAACAUUUUGCACUGAGUGCAAAUCGGUGAGAAACACUCAUAACAAGAAUAAACUAACAGAACAAGAUAUACAAUAAAUAGAACAUCAAAGAAUCUUCGUGCUAUGGGUAUUCUUUCUGGGCUUUGAUUUUCAUUGAUAUUAUAUCACAGUACAGCACCAUAUAAUAUUAUGAUCAUUAAAAUAUAUUAUAGUUUGAUGAUAAUAAUAUUUUGUGUACAUUAGAGUACAAAUAAAUACCUGAAUGCACUACCUCAAUCACUACCAAGGGUGUGCAAUUAUGGUUUAUUUGCCUUUGUUUUCUUUCGCUUUGGAAGGGGUUCCUCAGAAAUUGCAUACCACUUUGAGCUUUUCCCUUCAUGUCGACCAGACACAUUUCCUCUGACAACAGGAGCUAUACCACGUUGUGCUGCAAUCGUGAGGUCAUUGUAGACAAAUGAUUGCAGUGUUGGAUUAUCACUAAACCGGCCUCUUGCUCUCUGGUGUCCAAAAUACUCUUCCAAAGGGUCCUGGCAAAAUUUUUCAGAAAGUACAAAUUCACAACCUUCUGAAAGCAGAAACCUUACAACCUCAGUUAGUGAAUUUACAGUUAUCUUCAUCCCUCUUUAUGUUUGAUGCGAGAUAAACAUCUUUCCUCUGUCAUCACUUGUAAAUGCACCCUGUCGUUCUUGGACUCUCUUGUACCUGUCCUCGAGGUAUGCAAUGAAUACAUUUUGUAGCCAAUCAAAACGACUGUCAUCGAGACUAGUGUAUUCAGCUAGAAACUCAUUACGCUUUCUUAUGUGCUCAGUAAUUGACCGGGUAUUGAGACAGUCAAAAACUUAUUGACCAUCUCACAAAACUUUGCGGUUUCCCCAGCGUCUCCUUGAGGGUAGUGCCGAUGAAGUGCCAUAGCAACUGUGUUGCUCAUCACUUGCGCAGCCAGACGAACGUUCAUUUUGGAAAAUGAAGUAAGAAUUAUGUGGUCAACUGUUAGUUUGGGUAGCUAAUGCAGGUCUUGUUCUAAAUCAGCAUGGUAAAGUGCAGCUAUAUGAUGCCAUAUCAUAUUCUUGCCAUUCCACAUUAAACUUGUACGUUUCCCUGUACCCGAAUUGAAAAGGCAGUUCCUUGCUGCCUUGAGUAAGUGGGGAGCAUAAGAGAAGAAGUAGAUGAAUCGUGUUAGAGCAAAGAGAUUGACUAUUCGAUAUACAAAAUCAACCUUGUACUCUUCCCCAACAAGCCCAGCAUGUAGCUCAUAGAACUUCCUAUUCGGCAAAGCACCAUCACUGACAGCAGCACAUACCCAUAAAUUGCACCCUAACUCAAGAAUGGAAACAGCUUUCCAAAACAAUGGCAUUAAUUGGUAAGCUGUAACAUUCUCAGUGCUGAAAUAUCCAAGGAUAUAUUUCAGGUCACUUGCUACUCCCCUGACCAUGAAUGCCAAAACAUGACUUGCAAGGGUAGUAGGUGAGUCAAGAGCUGCCACAUUAACAUCAUAAAUUUGACUGAAUUUUCAUCUCGUCAAAUGAGAAUACAACAUACCUCUGCACAUCAAACAGUUGAUUGGUCCGCUCUCGUAAUUGGGUAACAUUUGCUUCAUUGAAACCAGGUUUUGGUUUGAAGAAGUUCCUGUAAUCCCUUAAAACCCGUUCACUAGGCAACACUAAAACACCAGAUGAUACCAGUUCUCGGUAUGCUGAUGGUGACUUGGAGUGUAAGGAGAGGCAAAAUCUGAUAAGGUGGGGAUGAUAUCUUCGACCGAACUUGGGGGAUGCCAGAAGUUUUUCUGCUGUUGCCAGAACAAGUUCAUAUGGGGCGAAGUUUUAAGAUCACUCUUAUCCAAAACACUCAAGAUGUCGUCUUCAAGAGUUUUAUUGAUCUCAAUACUGUUCGAAUGAAUCUCCCUUUGCAUGUUCACAAGCUGGCUCUCGAGAUCUUUACACCUUACACGUUGUUGCUGGAUGGUGGCAAUCAACCUUUCUUUGCUGCAGCUGGCCAAAGGAGCUUUAUCUUUAACAGCCGUUGCUUUCAGUGCAGAUUUCAAAGGCACCUUUUUUUGUUUAGCUUCGAAAAGGCUCAAACAACUAUGACAGGAAUCUUGGUCUGCUAAAUUGAACAAUACUGCGCAAUUCUCUGGACCAUCAUCACAAUACAACUCUGGAGCAAUGGGUACAGAGUGUUUAAAAAGUGAAACAAGAAUGCUAUUAAUGUUAAUUAUUAAGUUAAUUAUUUCUACUUUUUUUAAUAGGAUCAACUGCAUGUAAAGUUUCAGGCAAACCAGGACAAACAGAAAAUGAUUGGACUACUUUACACAAUGAUGGCGCAGAUAUAUCAAACAAAGAACGUUUAUGUUCAUAAUAAAUCUCAUGGGUGUCAGGCAAAAACCAACCAAAGACAGCUAUAGAAAACCCAAGACCAGAAUCCACUCUUAUCGAAUAUAAUGGUAGUGCAUGUUCAGAAUCAAAGUAAUCCAGCGUAAAAUCAUGUUCGGUUUCCUUUCUAGACCACCCAGAUAGUUUUACACGAGAAAUUACACUUUUAAAAUCGUCUAGAUGUUUAUAUACCUUCGAUUUUAUGCCACUAGUGGAAGGCUCAAUAGGCGUUUCAUGCCUUUCACUUUUUCUCCUUGAUUGUGUCUCCGAGUCAAACGAUUUUUUUUUGAAAAUUUAAAGUUGGUAUUGCCCCAGGAGUCAAUCUUUUACGCGUAGAAUCUGCAACAUAAACAACGAACCAUUCAAGGAUUCAUACAUCAUACAUUUCAUAUAUUAUACAACACAAUAUAUUUGGUCACGCAUCGAUUAAUAUGACAAAUAAAAAGGAUUUUACGUAUGCAAAUGAAGAAAACGUUAAUAUAUUCAUAAUGUUCGUGAGACUUACGUUUUUCAAUAAAUCUUUCCUCGAAAUGUUUUUCGCAGAUGUGCAGUGUACGCACCUCAAUUUGCCGUCUUUAAUAAAUCCUGGUCUAUAACAUCAUUUCCUGUUAUUUGUCUUAACCACUCUUCACGAGUUUUCCGAGAUAACUCGUCAAAAUGCCCCCCUCCCAAUUAUUUUUUGCCCCCCCCCCUCAAAAAAUUAUUAGUCACUAAGAGCGACUAAAGGCUACACAAGCGUUUUGUCGUUAUCGGAAAAUGUAUGGCUUAUAAGUUGUCAUUACUCAUUAGUGAAUGCGCGUAUACAUGAAACUGUUUUUUACAUUUUCAAUAUUAGUUUGUAAAUCUCUGAAUGGUAAAACUUGCCAAUACUCCAUUAAUACGUUUCAAAAAAAAGACAAAAAAGCUGUAGUUUUGCAGAGUUAAAUUCUCAAACGUGUAAGGCACUAAUAAGAUGAAAGUAUCACGAAAUUAUUUUAAUAAACCACAUCGCAUAUAUGGGGGGUGAAUAUUCUAAAGAGAGGCGAUAUUCCUAGGGUAUUCGCCCCACCCCCUGGGAGGCGAUAUUCCUAGGAUAUUCGCCCCCUGGGGCGAUAUUCCUAGGAAUAUCGCCACGUUUUGAGGGGGGGGGGGCGAAUCUCCUGGGGGACGACCUUUUUUAAAAUUCUAUCUUGCCCCCCCCAAUUUGAGUUUGCCCCUCAAAUGCCCCCCCCCCCCAAAUUUGGAGGUCUGGCGCCACCACUGUUUUUCGACUAGUAUUGCAGCCAAAAAUGCUGCAGUUAGCGCCCGGCAUAAGCAACAGCGGCGAUACGAAGCAAGAAUAUUUUGAAAUUCGAUAUGGCUCCAUAUUGUUUCUAUUCAUCAAUGGGCCAUUGAUGCACCUUCGUUGAGACGUCACAGCCAUAAAUCAGAACAAUAACAUAAUUCGUCACGUGACUCAGCUUUCCUAACCAUGUCUGUGUUUCUAUUAACUAUGGUAUAACUUCAUCUUGAUACAAGGAAAGAGCUUCAGCUGUUUCCUUAUAGUAAACGUUUUUCUUUUUCCGUAUUUACUCCUAUUGUUUUGGCAGACAUUUUCCCCGCCAUUCCCAUAUACUCGCGCAUGCGCUUUACGUUUGACCGUGGUUUUCUCACAUGCUUGAAUAAAGAUGGACUAGCAAAAGCCGCAUAAAUCAUUGAUGCUUUUUAUUCAAAUAUGUGCAUGCGUCAUUCAAGGCAGUGUCACUUGUUAAGCGAUGUGAUCAUAGUGAUGUGAUUUGAUUAUGGUCGCGACAAUUUGCAAUUUGACAUUAUUGUUUUCAGAGGACACGGAAUGACUAAAGGUCAAAUUAUUGUAAUUAUUGCGAACUAUAUUAUAUAAUGUUGAGAUGAAGGGUUUUGUAGAUGGAAAAUUCGAGUGGAUUUUUUAUAGAUUCAUUAGACUUAACCAGCAGUUGCGAACUAUAAGGUCCCUGCAUGGGAGGAAUAAAAACCUGCGGCUCUGCGAUUGUACAAAAUCCUAAUAUUUACCCACAUACCUGAUAUUUUCCCAUAUUUACCAGCUGUCGAGCUUUAACCGCAAGUUCAUGUAUAUAUACAUGUAGGUGAUACCAAUGUAAGGUAUACAGGGCCGCCGAGAGCUUAGCGGGGGCCCGGGGAAAAUUUUUUUUGGGGGGGCCCUAUUUUCGGACAACAACAACCCCCGGACGAGUACGUUGUACUUGCUUUCCAGCUACCAAAUUUCGGUACCUUGCCCAAAAAAACAAAUAUCUUGCCCUUUGCGCGGAAAUAUUUCACCCGGAAAAAUGACUGGGGCCAACAAAAAAUUUCUAGGGACCCGGUGAAAUUUACCCCCCAUGCCCCCCCUCUCGGCGGCCCUGAAGGUGUAUAUGGUAAAUUUCCAUCUACAAAACGCAUAUACAUUUAGUUUUCUUAUAUAGCUAGGGUGAACACCAAACGUGAUUGGCCACGUGACUUCAGAUAAAUGCAAUGUGUUCCACCGGGCAACAAGUAAAAAAUUGUUGCCCGCCCCGACCGCGCUACGUACAUAAAUAAACAAAAUGGCGGUACAACUCGCAUAAUUAGAAACUACGAUUUUCCAAGUUUGUGUUCAAAUAAAGAAUGUAAAAGAGAAAAAAAUACACAACAGGCAACAGGAUAUGCUUCUGAAACCGUUUAAGUAGGUUGUUUUAAUUUUAAACUCGUUUACACUAUAGAGUUUUUGUAACGAAAUACAAUUGUUGUAUGAAUGUUAUUGAAUGUUGAUUUUUGUUCGUCGCUAUAUAACAAUAAUAAUAAUAAUACUUUAAUAUGGAAAUAGUUAGUUUUGUUUUCCCUCGAAUCUCAAUGUUUCCCUCGAUUUCGUCUCGGGAAACAUUAAGACUCUCGGAAAAACAAAACAAACUAUUUCCCUCGGGAGCAAACAAUAAGUGUAUAAUAUAGAGUGAGGUGCCAAAAAUCCUGAUAUUUAUACAUGCACCUUACAUUCGCAUCACCUGAAUGUAUUUAUACAUGAACUUGUUGAUUAGAGCGCUGCACUGGAAUCGCAGGGUUCGAUUCCUGCCUUGAAUUUUCGCCAUUGGUUAGGUGUAACUAAAUGUAUCAAAUGUAUAUACAAUCUACCGAGCCCUUCAUAAUCAUGUUUGUCAUGAUGUUUAAUCGCAAGACAUAUUAUUGAAUUAACCAUUGCAACACCCGAAACGUUUUCUUGUAGUUGGGAAUUUCGAGUAGAAUUGUACAGAUCUUCAAAUCCCACCAAAAUCCUGAUAUAUUAUAUAAUGUCCAUACUGAGCCAUAUUGCCACUCAUUUUGCACAAAUGUGAAAAACUUGAAACAAUUUGUGAACUUUCUCAAGUUUAAUGCCGAGUAAAUCACAUCGCUCAGCCGGUGACACUGCAUUCAGUUAUGAGAUUAUAUUCAAACCAUAACUAUACCAGGUUUGCUAUUACUUUUUGCCUUCAAUCAUUAUAAUAUGAUAACCAAACUUUGUUUUAAUUGGUGGAUCAGUGUACAGAGGUUUUGCAGUCGUGCUUGGUUCCAAACCAAAAGCAGCAUCUUGAAAUGGACCAACCUAAAAAUUAACAAAAUGGCAAUUCUAAUAGACACUUUUAGAUGGAUAGAUCGUUUAAUUAAAAAUAUACAUCUUGCAGUCAAAGUCUGCAUUACAUGUAUGUGUACAUCUACAUUAUAUGAAAUUUUUAUGGUAAACAUUUAGUCCCCGAGCCAACUGCGCGGAGCCCCGUUUCAGGCGUAAGCCCGGUGCGAGAGUACUAAUUUCGCCCGGCUAUUUACCCCCGGGGAAAGGAAAGCAUUAGCGAAGUCUAAAGUUCAUCAAUGAUCGCGGGAGUGCGUUACCGUGCGUGGUUAGUCAUCCUCACUGAUCUCAUCAUAAUAUAGCGGACUGUCAUGAAUAGCGAACACUGAUUGGUCCAAUUUAAAAUUUGCAUAAAAACGACUGCAUGACGACAGUGAAAUAGCAAACAUUUCUUGAUUAGAUGAUUUCUUAUCAAUAAACUUUUCGAUAAAGAUUUAGACAAAUUUGAUAGCGAUAAUAAAUUUAUUAAAGAACGACGUUUCGAAGUCAUCUUGACCUCAUUUUCAAGUUCACAUUAUUACAGAAAACGAUUAAAUUAAUAUAAAUAGCUUUUACAAAUAAUUGCGCAAGCAAACUAAUUCGUCAUACAUGACAGUUGCAAUUUUAAGCACUCCAAGACACUUAAUUAACAUAAUUGGAAUAAUUAAACAUGCAAAUUGAAUAUCAAAAAUUAAACAAACAAUAAAACACUAGACGAACAAUUAUGCUAAUAAAGAAUGUUAAGUAAAUAGUUUUGAGCGUAUCGAGUCCGAUUGUUUGUUUUAAACUAGGUUUAAGAUCUUUAAUAAAUAACAUUUCAUGGAGUAAACACUCGAACUUUCCCCGACAUUUUCUCAACCCCUUUGUUGUUCUUCUCGAUGUUCUUUGCGUCCUCGCCGUGCUGUUCAACCAUAUGUUCUCCGACAACCGAUGACUUGUGUUCAUCAAUUUACAAUUUCCACUGAAAAUGGUAAGAUACAGUCGCAAAACCUUUGAAAUUGUAAAGACACUUCUCAUCUGGCUUCUUACUUCAAUCCUCGUUAUUUGGUUAUUUACAAGAUCUAAACCGCAGCUUACGGUUUUGGACGAUGAAACCACUCUUAAAGGAGUCAUUAUAUCUUCAGAACUAACAAAGUUACCUGACAAAUUGUGUUUUAUUUGGAUGUCAACGCGAGACAUAUUUUUACGAAAAUCCAGCUAUCCUUGCAAACAUCGAUAUGGUUUGGAAUUCAGUAUAAAACAUAAAAGUCUGCAUUUAGUCUUGUGUAUCCUCCUUGCUGGUGACAUCGCUACCAAUCCAGGUCCGACUUUACCGAAUGCGCAGUUUGGCAACCUAUCUCCGUCACACCUACAAGUUCCUGUGGACAAGCGCCCUAAAAACGAGAAUACAAAACCUGAUUUAAUAUUCCAUCUUAAUUAAUAUUCCUGGUUAUAAUCUGCUAUUGAAGAACCGUACUUCUGGUGUGCAUGGUGGUGUCGGACUUUACAUCAAGAACUCUAUCAAGUUUAACGCUCUCUCUGACAUCUACCACCCCCAACUUGAAGUGCUUUGGAUAUACAUUAAACCCACGCGACUCCCCAGAGGUAUACCUUGUGUAAUUGUUGGAACUGUGUACCAUACACACUACCCUGUAGGUGCUAGUGAUAACGCAAUGUUGGACUACCUGGCAUGAUCACUAACUGUUAUCGAAGGUCGUUCCCUGGGUGUGGUAUAUUAAUAACAGGUGACUUUAAUCGCUUAAAUGUGAGUUGUCUCCUCAAGCAAUUCAAGCUAAAACAGCUCGUUCGCGGUCCAACUAGAGGCGAAAGGACUCUCGAUCUCAUCAUUACAAACAUGCCUCAAUUGUAUGACAAGAACGUGUUGCAGAGCUUUCCGCCUUUUGGGUUAUCUGACCAUUCCGUGUUACUGUUGCAGCCUAAACCGAGAACUGCACAAAGCUGUAACCGUCGUUCUGUGACUCGAAGGGAUACUCGUCCGAGCCGCCGACAUGAACUUGGAAGGUAUCUGAGCUCGAUUGACUGGUCGUUUCUUGAUUCCGUCACUGGUUGUGAAAGCAAACUACAACCAACUUCUUCCUUGAUCUGGUUAAGACUGGCUUAGAUACCAUCAUGCCACUCAAGCCGGUAAAACUACAUGUAAACGAUGCUCCCUGGAUUACCCCAGAAUUUAAAAAUCUUAUUAAACUACGCCAGAAAGCCUACGCACAAGGUGAUCAAGAUCGUUUCCGACAGCUCCGAAAUGUGGUAAACCGUGAAAGAAAAGUGCUUCGUAGUAGAUAUUAAACAUCUAGAGUUGCAAACCUCAAAAAUACCAAACCGAGCCAGUGGUGGAACGAGGUUAAAAAGAUUUCAGGAAUGGUCCCUGCUGCACCGACCGGUGAUAUUCGCUCACAACUUCACAUUAGUGGCAUCGAUGGAAUGUCGAAUAAGGAUAUUACUGACCUGAUCAACACUGCACUUCUCGAACCUAUGCAAACAUACCAACCACUCGAUUGUCUUCCUCCCAUAGAUGAAACUUCUGAGGUACUAAAGCUUGAUGCUUAUUCAGUCUAUUCAACAUUACUAAUGUUGAACCCUCGCAAAGCAUCGGGGCCAGACAAGGUGCCAAACUGGCUGCUGAAAGACUAUGCCGACAUCCUUGCAAACCCCGUUUGUGAUAUCCUGAACAGCUCCUUCGACGAACAAGCGCUUCCGGCAUCCUGGAAAUACGCAAAUGUCACACCACUGCCAAAAACGAAACCAGUUACCAUAAUCGCCAAGCAUAUUAGACCCAUUUCACUAACUCCGACUUUAUCUAAGUUAGCUGAGGACUUUAUCGUAAGAAAUUAUGUUGGUCCUGCCAUUCUUGAGAUCAUCGAUCCUAAUCAAUUUGGUGCCGUACCGAAAUCAUCUACUACACAGGCUCUUAUUUCCAUGAUCCACACGUGGGCUUCUGCCACUGAUGGAACAGGUGCAUUACUAGAUUACAGAAAAGCUUUUGAUCUGAUCGACCAUCGCAUUCCAGUUGACAAGAUCCUUUCUCUUCGAAUGCCGCGUGGUGUAGCUCGCUGGGUGUGUGACUCCUUGUUGAACAGGUUCCAACGUGUCAAAUUGUCCAACGAUUGUUUCUCGGAAUGGGGUGCAGUUUCAUCUGGUGUUCCACAAGGUACGAAACUGGGCCCCUCGCUGUUCCUAUUAAUGAUAAAUGACCUCAACCCACCUGAUGCGCACUCUUGGAAACAUGUGGAUGACACCACCUUGGCUGAGGUUGUCCCACGGAAUGAUCAAACCAAUAUUCAGAACGCCGUAACUGAAGUUGAAAAAUGGUCUAACAUCAACAACCUUCAGCUGAAUGCUUACAAGUGCAAGGAAAUGGUCAUUGAUUUCAAGAAAGUGAAGCUGAUGUUCGAUACCAUCACCGUGAACUGCAAAGAACUCGAGCUAGUGAGCAGUGCCAAAGUAUUAGGUGUUACAAUAUCCAACUCCCUACAAUGGGUCGACCAUACAAAUAAUGUUAUAAAGAAGGCAAAUAAACGCUUGUAAUUUCCUGGUUUUGCUCAAGCGCGCUGACGUCCCUGCUCGUGAUAUCAUCAGCUUCUACAACACUUGCAUCAGACCCGUACUUGAGUAUUGUGCUCCCGUGUUUCAUCAUGCUCUCCCAGGAUAUUUGUGUGACGAUCUUGAACGCAUUCAAAAGCGUGCGCUAUCGAUUAUAUCUCCGGGACUAUCCUAUACGGACAAUCUUACUGUACACGAUAUCAGUACUUUGAAAGACAGGCGCCAGAAUCUUUGUAAGAAACUUUUCCAAACAGUUGUGUCUGAUGCAGAUCACAAGCUGUACCAUCUUCUGCCGCCCUCAAAGACAUCAGCAUAUAACCUAAGAAGACUGCGUCGUUUUGACUGUCCUGCUACACGAACAAAUCGUUUUA